Messenger RNA from Poeciliopsis prolifica (blackstripe livebearer), 3081 nucleotides. RefSeq names its product sodium/glucose cotransporter 1-like. The record is from RefSeq and is a predicted model, not a curated record. The coding region runs from base 214 to 2202 and encodes 662 amino acids. NCBI's taxonomy places the organism in Eukaryota, Metazoa, Chordata, Actinopteri, Cyprinodontiformes, Poeciliidae. Gene Ontology annotation, biological process: transmembrane transport; sodium ion transport. Gene Ontology annotation, cellular component: plasma membrane. The transcript has 15 exons. Gene Ontology annotation, molecular function: D-glucose:sodium symporter activity.
AGUGCGCUCCAGUCGUAGUGGACUCAUUGCUGCAGCCUUCCAAAAGGGCGAGGACAAAUUCAAGCUUAACGAGGCUUUUGACGAGACGAAGGCUGACGACCGGAAGACGAGUCUGGUUGUUUGUUUUCAAAUCGAGUUUGAAAACAAACCCUGGUCGUUUCCAAACAGAGUGGAAUUUUGAAAACAAACUUCCACUCUUCCACUCUGAGCAAAAUGGCUUGGGAUUAUUUUGGAUUUUUCCGCUCCGCAGAAAACCAGAAGAGUCCAUCUUCCACCACCAGCAUCAAAAAUGCAGCUGACAUCUCUGUUAUUAUCAUCUACUUUCUGGUUGUCUUGGCUGUGGGAGUUAUUGCUAUGGUCCGGACCAAUCGAUCCACUGUGGGUGGCUUUUUCCUUGCAGGGAGGAGCAUGGUGUGGUGGCCUAUCGGAGCUUCACUCUUUGCUAGCAACAUUGGCAGUGGCCACUUUGUAGGGAUUGCUGGUACUGCUGCAGCUUCUGGAAUUGCCAUUGGUGGAUUUGAGUGGAAUGCUCUUAUUGUUGUCGUCAUUCUGGGAUGGAUCUUUGUACCAAUCUACAUCAAAGCUGGGGUGGUCACCAUGCCUGAGUACCUGAAGAAGAGAUUCGGAGGACAGCGCAUCCGUAUUUAUCUUUCUGUGCUCUCCCUCUUCCUCUACAUUUUCACAAAGAUUUCUGCCGACAUGUUUUCUGGAGCCAUUUUCAUCCAGCAGGCUCUUGGACUGAACAUCUACGUUGCUGUUAUCGCUCUACUGGCAAUUACUGCGCUGUACACCAUCACAGGUGGACUGGCUGCAGUGAUAUAUACAGACACCUUGCAGACCAUCAUUAUGGUUAUUGGAUCCUUCAUUCUCAUGGGUUUUGCCUUCAAUAAAGUGGGGGGCUAUGAAAAUUUCGAGAGUAGCUACAUGACCGCAGUUCCCAAAAACAUCUCUAAUAUCAGCGCAGAGUGCUACGAGCCUCGGUCAGACGCCUUCCAUAUUUUCAGAGAUCCAAUAACAGGAGACCUGCCUUGGCCUGGCCUGGUAUUUGGACUCACCAUCCAGGCCACCUGGUACUGGUGCACUGAUCAGGUGAUUGUCCAGCGUUGCCUCUCUGCCAAGAAUCUCUCUCAUGUGAAAGCAGGUUGCCUUUUGUGUGGUUACCUGAAGCUGCUCCCCAUGUUUCUCAUGGUUUUUCCUGGGAUGAUAAGCAGAAUCUUGUAUCCUGAUGUGGUGGCGUGUGUGAUCCCGGAAGAAUGUCAGAAGUAUUGUGGAGCGAGCGUUGGAUGCAGCAACAUUGCUUAUCCCAAACUGGUUGUGGAUAUUAUGCCAAAUGGUCUGAGGGGUUUGAUGCUGGCAGUGAUGUUGGCCUCUCUAAUGAGCUCCCUCACUUCAAUAUUUAACAGUGCUAGUACUCUCUUCACCAUGGACAUUUAUACUAAGGUCCGUCGUCAUGCCAAAGAGAGGGAACUGAUGAUUGCUGGCAGGGUGUUCAUUGUGAUUCUUAUUGGAAUAAGCAUUGCCUGGAUCCCUGUGGUGCAGUCAGCCCAGAGUGGUCAGCUCUUUGACUACAUCCAGUCAAUCACCAGCUACCUCACUCCACCUGUGGCCGCUGUCUUCAUGCUCGGCAUGUUCUGUAAACGAAUUACUGAAAGUGGUGCCUUUUACGGACUCACAAUUGGGCUAGCAAUAGGAUUAUCCAGGAUGAUUACAGAGUUUAUCUACGGGACAGGGAGCUGUGUUAACCCGAGUAACUGUCCUGCCAUCAUCUGUGGAGUGCACUACCUCUACUUUGGGAUGAUCCUGUUUGCCAUCUCUUGCAUCCUCAUGUAUGGAAUCUCCCUAAUGACCAAGCCCAUCGAUGAUAAGCAUCUGUACCGAUUGUGCUGGAGUCUGAGGAACAAUACAGAAGAAAGAGUGGACAUUGAUCCAGAUGACUGGAUUGAGGAUCAGGACGAAGACGAUGGGAGUAAAAUGGAUCUAGAAGAACCUGAGGAAAAACCAAAUUUCUUCAAGAAAGCUCUAAUGUGCUUCUGCGGACUGGAAGAGAGCAAAAAAGCACCAAAACUUACUCCAGAGGAGGAAGCAGAACUGAAGAGGCAGCUAACAGAUACAACAGAGAAGCCUCUCUGGAGGAACAUUGUCAAUGUAAAUGCUGUCAUCCUCCUGGGUGUCGCAGUGUUUUUUCACGCAUACUUUGGUUAGUCAAACCCCAUAAACAUUAAAUGGUCCCUGGAUACUGUAAUUUAUUUUUGCUUGGAUUUAAAUGAUAACAAAACCAUUGACACUGAUCCCGUUAAUGUUUUCAUUCUUCCAACUGAUCUCACAUAUUUUUAUAAAAGCACCUUCCUUUUCAGGAAAACUUUUUCCUGGUAUUUGUCACCUGGAGUGAACCAGUAAAUGAUGUUGUAACAUAUUAACACAUCAAACUUGUUAGGAUGUCCAAAUUCUCACAUAUUUGUUUUUUUCGAUAUCAUCUUAUUGUAUUUGUACAUAUCUUUGUUGUGGUGGAAAGAGAGCAGUUCUGUAAUUGAGAACAGCUUAUCUAUGUCGCAUCAAACUGGCUUCUUUUUAUUUUCCCAUAGAGUUAGAAAAUGUAUUUUUCUGCACACGUUAGACGAUAAUUCGUUUUAUCUGCAGUUCCUUGUCUUUUGUGACUGAAAACAUAAACUCCUUUUAAUUUUCUUAAGUUUACAGAAAAUUGCUGUUUAUAUCACCAGAUGCUACAUUAAGUCAUUGUAAAAGAGGGACAACAUGACAAAAACCAUUUACCUGGAAGAAGUUAGUAAUAUUUAACCAGUCCAGGACAAACAAGAUGAUUACAAAUUCCCUCAGAAUGUAUGUGUGCUACCUCAUUCAUCGACUUCUGCUGGGUUUUCUUAUAAUGUGUGCUCAAAGUCCACAAGUACUGUCACUUCUAACUUCCAUAAACCUCACAGUGUGUGUUGUUUUAGGUGUUAAUGAGUAAAGCUAUCUCAGGGAGAUAGAGUUAGGAAUUAUUGGAAAGCAGUCAGACACUCUCUUUGCUUCCACCUAGUGGUGUAAAAUGAUUUGUAAGUAAAUAAAAUGUAAAGUAGAUUUUCA